Messenger RNA from Spinacia oleracea (spinach), 1617 nucleotides. RefSeq names its product probable isoaspartyl peptidase/L-asparaginase 3. The record is from RefSeq and is a predicted model, not a curated record. NCBI's taxonomy places the organism in Eukaryota, Viridiplantae, Streptophyta, Magnoliopsida, Caryophyllales, Amaranthaceae. Gene Ontology annotation, molecular function: N4-(beta-N-acetylglucosaminyl)-L-asparaginase activity. The transcript is spliced from 7 exons. Gene Ontology annotation, biological process: protein deglycosylation. The coding region runs from base 60 to 1205 and encodes 381 amino acids. Gene Ontology annotation, cellular component: cytoplasm.
UCACAAAUCACAAUAUACACCAAAUUCGCAUAACAGCUUUCUUAAUCUUUUUUCCCAGAAUGGCUAAAAUAGAAAUGACGUUCGUUGGUUUUCCUGCUGGAUUUCAGUCUCUCCUUAUCAUCAUCAUCAUCACACUGCUUGUUGCAAAUACAGUUGUUGCAAAUGAGGUUGAGGAAAACAAUGGGAAAUACUACCCAAUUGUGGUAAGCACUUGGCCGUUUGUGGAUGCUGUUAGAGCUGCUUGGAGUGUUGUUGAUGGAGGAUUCUCAGCUGUUGAUGCUGUUGUUCAAGGCUGUUCUGCUUGUGAACAACUCAGAUGUGAUGGUACAGUUGGACCUGGUGGUAGUCCAGAUGAGAACGGAGAAACAACUUUGGAUGCUUUGGUUAUGAAUGGGGCAACUAUGGAGAUUGGUGCUGUUGCUGCCAUGCGAUAUGUGAAAGAUGGUAUUAGAGCCGCAAGAUUAGUAAUGCAAUAUACUGAGCAUACUUUGCUUGUUGGAGAGCAAGCAUCAGUUUUUGCCAUUUCAAUGGGUCUUCCGGGACCCACGAACCUCAGUUCCGAGGAGUCAUUGCACAAGUGGAAUCAAUGGAAAGACAAUAACUGUCAGCCAAAUUUCCGAAAGAACGUUUUUCCUUCAGACAGUUGCGGUCCUUACCAUCCGAAGGAAAAUGUAGGUUUUGGAGAGACGUCUUGUCCUACUGCGUAUCUGGUAGAAACUAUGACUAGAAAAGUAUCGCCUAUUAACAUCCACAACCAUGACACAAUUUCAAUGGCUGUUAUUGAUAAGACGGGACAUGUUGCUGUUGGUACAUCUACUAAUGGAGCAACUUUUAAAAUCCCUGGCAGGGUUGGUGAUGGUCCAAUUCCAGGUUCUUCAGCAUAUGCUGAUGAUGAAGUUGGUGCAUGUGGUGCAACAGGAGAUGGUGAUAUUAUGAUGCGCUUUCUUCCAUGUUACCAAGUUGUUGAGAGUAUGAGACGAGGAAUGGAACCUAAGUUUGCUGCUGAGGACGCAAUAUCCAGAAUCUUGAAAAAGUUUCCGGACUUUGUUGGAGCUGUCUUUGCUGUGAGUAAGAAUGGCGUACACGCAGGUGCCUGCCAUGGAUGGACGUUUCAGUACUCAGUUAGAAAUCCAAACAUGGAUGAUGUGGAGGUGUUUACUGUUGUGCCUCAAACUGCAAACUCUGGUGUUUCACAUAAGGAUUAAAUUGCUGAUUGAUUAAACAAGAUAGCUCCCCUGCACCAGUAUGUGUAUGUUUGCAGUGAAACCGGGUCAUAGGCGUUGGUAACUUGGUAUGUUUGAAUAUCAACCGUUCAUAAAUGGGUCGACCUGAUUCUGACCCAACCCAACCCAACCCAUUGCCAGCUCUGUUUCAUUAGCUCGCUGGUGUGAGGUCCAUUUGCUGAUAUACUUUAUAUUAUCGAGCUUCUGAGCGUACCGUUGAGUGGUCAUUUUUCGAGUAGUUCUAUUAGUUGGGUAAGAGGAAUGUGUUUAAACUUUGAUCUUCUAUAUAUGAGAUUUGUUGUACUUGCACGUUAUUUCUAGUUAAGUUAAGUUGCAAUGCAACAACCUUUUUGUAAUAAUGAAAUUCUGUUCUUGUUUGGAUUGUUCUUUGACA